AUGUCAAGGGAAGGAAGCUCAGAGGAUGGUGGUGGUGGAGGGAUCUCGAUGCGCAUGGAGGUGCUGUGGUGGGUGUUGAUAAUUCCGGUGGUAGAAUUUGGGAGGGAAGAGGAAUUGUUAGCGGUGUUUUCUUCGAUAAUUUCGUUGGUAGAAGUGUCAAGGGAAGAAAGCUCAGAGGAUGGUAGUGGUGGAGGGGUCUCGAUGGGCAUGGUGGUGUUGUGGUGGGUGUCGAUAAUUCCGGUGGUAGAAUUAGGGAGGGAAGAGGAAUGGUUAGCGGUGUUUUCUUCGAUAAUUUCGUUGGUAGAAGUGUCAAGGGAAGAAAGCUCAGAGGAUGGUGGUGGUGGAGGAGGGGUCUCGACGGACAGAAGCUCGGAGGUAGGUGGUGGUGGUGGAGCGGUCUCGGUGGACAUGGUGUUGGUGGAGAUGUUUUCUUCAAUAAUUCCGUUGGUGGAGGUGUCUAGGGAAGGAAGCACAGAGGACGAAGAUGGUGGUGGAGGCGUCUCGGUGGACAGAAGCUCAGAGGGUGGAGGUGGAAUCUGGGAGGGCAUGGUGUUGUUGGUUGCGUUUUCUUCGAUAAUUCCGUUGGUAGAAGCUGUGAGGGUUUCAUCAUCAGUGUUUUGGGAAGAGUUAUUAUGGGUGCUCAUCUCGGUAAUUACCUCAGAGGAUGGUUGCUCAAAGGACGGCGGUUGUGGAAGGGUGUCGAUUGACCUGGCGUUGUUGGGAUUGUUUUAUUCUGUAGCUCCGUUAAUGGAAGGCAGCUCGGAGGAUGAAGGUGGCUCAGAGGAGGCUGGUGGUAGUGGAGGGGUCUCGAUGGGCAUGGUGUUGUUUGGGGUGUUUUCUUCCACAAUUUUGUCGGCAGAAGUUUUGGAAAAUAACGGUGGUGGAGCUACAGAAGAUGGUGGUGGUGGUGGCGGUGGCGGUGGCGGUGGCGGCGGAGGGGCAGAAACGCAACCAAGUCAACUAUGGGUCAUAGGAUUUUUCCUGCACAGUAUAAGCAAGUGA
Messenger RNA from Ilex paraguariensis (yerba mate), 1002 nucleotides. The record is from the annotation of a GenBank genome assembly. Lineage: Eukaryota; Viridiplantae; Streptophyta; Magnoliopsida; Aquifoliales; Aquifoliaceae.